AUGCCUACAAGUUGGAUAUACCGACUGAAAAAACCCGAAUUAAUACAAGAAGCCACGGCACGUGGCGUACCGACUGAAGACUUAACCGUAGAGGAGAUACGCAAGGGCUUGGUGGAGAUCCUGAAAGAGGAAGAAGCCGAUAAAAUGGCGGAAAACAAUGCAAAGGUGAUCACAAAAUUAAUAAAAGAAUGGAACCUCUCGUUUAAAACUACAGACAACGCCGUCGAGUUCAUCGAAAGAUUGGAAGAGCUCAUCGACGCCAGCAACGUCGGAAAAGAGGACAUACUGCCCGCACUACCACGCAUCCUGCAGGGCAGAGCGCUCCUGUGGUACAGAAAUUACGUGGACUCAUGGACCGAUUGGAAUCAAUUCCUGCAAACAUUUAAGCUGUACUACUUCCCGGCCAAUUAUGAAGAGGAUCUCAUAGCCAAAAUUGUCACUAGAAAGCAAGGAGCCCAAGAGAAGUUUACCGACUACGUCACAGACAUUCUGACGCUGAUGCGCAGGUACGGAAGUCUCGACGAAGCAGCGAAGUUACACCGCAUCCACGUGAAUAUGUUACAUAGCUACAAGCUAUACAUCAAAAGGCAAGACUAUAAGACCUUACCAGAACUGUUAAAGUUAGGAACCGAGUAUGAAAAUAUAAGGACACCCACGUACGGUGCAACGACGUCGUCAGGAGCGUGGCGAGACGCCAGCGACCACAACAAAUGGAGGGAAGACGAACAAGCAAGCAGCGAACAAACGACCCAAGGUAGGGACGACCGACGCCACAACAACCAGAGACCGAAACCCGAACCGAGAGAGAGUACGAGCCACACAGUGCAUCCGAAGUAUGACCCCAAGACCAGCUGCUGGUCCUGUGGGAAACCGGGACAUAACGCAGACGCUUGCAGAGGCAGGCGCCAAGGUAACGAAACAAAAACUCAAAGUAAUGUCACUAAUGUAGAACUGUUAACUGAGCACGUCAAUUUCCUUAUCGAGACUGUCCACCUCCUUAGUCCAAACACCACCGUUCUCAUCUGGGACGACAUGUACAGAGAUGUCAAGCCUAUGGAUUGCAGCAACCUCAUCUUAACCGACACCGAAGUUGUACACUGGGACUACACUACAAAACCCCAUGAAGAUGUGCACAUUAAUAUGUACAAGUAUAACAGGAUGUUUGAUAAUCUGUGGAUAGCGACGGCUUUUAAAGGAGCUGAUGGAAGGGAAAGGAUACUUCCUGAUCUUAAAACGCGAUUCUAUAACCAUCUCCAGUGGCUCAACUUUAUAUUUGAUUAUGGCACUCUGAAGAAAUUGUAUAAAAUUAAAGGCAUCAUACUCACAGGCUGGUCAAGAUAUGACCAUAAUGCGCCAUUGUGUGAAAUUCUUCCAGCUUCAAUACCGAGUUUAAUUAUUAAUUUGAUCCUUGUUCAAAAGUAUACAAGUGGAAUUGUUGUUGAAAACAUGAAAGACUUGGAUGUUUUCAUUGAUAAACACAUAAAAAAUAAUUUAGACUCUAGCCUUCUAUGUCAGAAUCGUACCGAGAGUUUUUUGAAUACAUUUGAUUCAAAAACGUGUCAUUAUGAGGAAUCUGAUCUUUAUACUACACUUCAACUUCUUAAUAAUGCUUACAAAUACUUUGUUUUAAAAAAUAAUGCCUCCAGUGAUGAAGAAUGGAGGAUAGAAUAUGAAUACGUUGGUGGGGUUCAAACUCAAGUGGAAACGUGUGGAAGAAUUUUUUACGAACUUAUGACUAUUGAAAAAGUAAUUAUUGGAUUACUGUCAGAUUAUUUUGAGAAUGAUGUCAUAAUAGAAUAUGUUCAGACAAAAAUACGUCGUUUGCAGGAAAACAUUAAAAGGAUUGUUCCAAUUUUGGCAUUAUAA
Cydia strobilella is the source of this 1866-nucleotide messenger RNA. RefSeq lists its product as uncharacterized. Lineage: Eukaryota; Metazoa; Arthropoda; Insecta; Lepidoptera; Tortricidae. The record is from RefSeq and is a predicted model, not a curated record. Gene Ontology annotation, molecular function: hexosaminidase activity; nucleic acid binding; zinc ion binding. The coding region runs from base 1 to 1866 and encodes 621 amino acids. The transcript is spliced from 3 exons.